Seriola aureovittata is the source of this 4813-nucleotide messenger RNA. RefSeq names its product ring finger protein 157 (gene rnf157). The record is from RefSeq and is a predicted model, not a curated record. Gene Ontology annotation, cellular component: cytoplasm. Gene Ontology annotation, molecular function: ubiquitin protein ligase activity. The transcript has 19 exons. Bases 740 to 2842 code for a protein of 700 amino acids. Lineage: Eukaryota; Metazoa; Chordata; Actinopteri; Carangiformes; Carangidae. Gene Ontology annotation, biological process: protein ubiquitination.
UGAUUUCUGUGACACUACUUGUUGCGAAAAAAGCUUUAGAUUCUUCUUUUUUAAUCUUUAUUUUUUUUGUCUUCCCUGUUGUUAGGUUAAACUGUUCGGUUUUUACAGACAUUUUCACUCAUGUUUGGAGGAUUCAAACAUUUUCGGCACGGUGUGAAUUCCACGGAGGCGUCCUCUGCACUGCAGUCAGCGGGUUGGUCGGCACUAGCUGCGGCUGCUGGAGAGAGAGAGAGGGGGACUGCGCAAAAACCACGGUCCGGAUUUGUGCCUAACUGACGUCAUGGGGAGCCACAGACCUCUUUGACAGGAUCCAGCAAAGACAAGCACCGGGGAUACAUGACCAACAUCCAGUGGGCCGGGAGAUGUCGACGACCACAUCGCUGUUUUGUGCCACACACUCGCCUGUAAACUAAAAAAAAUAAAAAGUAAAGACAGGCAGGCACGGAGAUUUCGCUUCGGCCGAUUGUGCGACUGCGGCGCACCAUGAGAGCGCCUCGCCGCUGUUAACGGCUGUUUUCUGCCUCAAAACGAGCUGCACUGUUGACCAGGGGAGAGAUAAGCAGCCAGAGAACAACAACUAAUCCCCGGGACGGUCACAUUCACGGCGGGGCUUGGACCCAACAGAAAUGGACAGGGCAGCACGAACUGGAUUAAAUGAUAGGGAAUAAAGAGACGCCGCGAACAAAGCGAGCCUGAAGUGUUAUGCCCGUUAACCCGUGUGGUCUUCAUUUGACUGGAAAUGGGAGCUUUAACAAGCAGACAAAACAUAGGCGUGGAAGAAGUGGACAUUCCGUCCAAUUCGGUGUACCGCUAUCCACCGAAAUCUGGGAGUUACUUCGCCAGCCAUUUCAUCAUGGGAGGAGAGAAGUUUGACUCCACCCAUCCGGAGGGUUACCUGUUCGGGGAGAACACAGACCUUAACUUCCUGGGGACCAGACCUGUAGCGUUCCCGUACGCAGCCCCUCCACCUCAGGAACCAGUAAAGACGUUACGAAGCCUUAUAAACAUUCGUAAGGACACACUGCGGCUCGUACGGUGCAGUGAGGACCUGAAGCUGCCGGGUGAUGAGGCGGCGGGAAAGAACAGGGCCUGCUACAACGUAGAGUUCACUUUCGACGCUGACACACAGGUGGCCAUCACCAUCUACUACCAGGCCAUAGAGGAGUUUCACAAUGGAGUGCCGGUUUACCUUCCCCAGGACAGCUCUCUGCAGUCUGAGACGGUGCACUUCAAGAGGGGAGUUUGCCAGCAGUUCUGUCUGCCCUCACACACCGUCAACCUCAGCGAAUGGGCCGACGAGGAGCUGCUGUUUGAUAUGGACAAGGAGAUUUUCCCCAUGGUGGUGCAGGCGGUUGUAGACGAGGGAGAAGAACAUUUGGGACACUCUCACAUACUGCUGGCUACAUUUGAAAAGCACAUGGACGGGAGCUACUGUGUGAAGCCUCUGAAGCAGAAACAAGUGGUGGAUGGAGUGAGUUAUCUGCUGCAGGAGAUCUAUGGGAUAGAGAACAAAUACAACAGCCAAGAAUCAAAGGUUGCUGACGAUGAGAUCAGUGACAACAGCGCCGAGUGUGUGGUGUGUUUGUCGGAUGUGCGAGACACACUCAUCCUGCCGUGCAGACACCUGUGUCUCUGUAACGCCUGUGCAGACACGCUGCGCUACCAGGCCAACUGCUGCCCCAUCUGCAGACUGCCGUUCAGAGCUCUGCUGCAGAUCCGAGCCAUGAGGAAGAAACUCAGUCCUCUGUCACCGACCAGCUUUAACCCCGUCAUCACGUCACAGACCUCAGACUCAGAGGAACACUCGGCGUCGGAGCACAUCCCCCCGGGCUACGAAGUGGUGUCUCUCUUGGAGGCGUUGAACGGACCCCUCAACACCUCCUCUGUGGCCCCCGCUCCUCUCCACUCCGGUCCCAGCCACGUCUCCGGAGCGCUUCCUCCAUAUAGCAGCGAGCCCCACCCGGCACCGGCGCGCUCCCUCUCCCCUCUAGACCACUCCAACUCCAGUCAGGGACUCAAACUCAAGAAGAGUGGUUCAAAGUCACUUUCCCAGAAUUCGUCUGUGCUUCCCGAGGAGGAGGAUGAGAAGUCUUGCAGUGAAUCGGAGGCCUGUCGCCACAAACUCGUAGUGGACCAACAGGAGUGUGGAGUGACUCCAGACAGUGAGAACCUGACUCUCUCUUCGUCUGGAGCCAUCGACCAGUCAUCCUGCACAGGAACCCCGCUCUCCUCCACCAUCACCUCCCCUGAAGACCCAGUGAGCAGCAGCCUGGCCCAGUCAGUGAUGUCCAUGGCCUCGUCCCACUCGCAGCACUCCCACAUCAGCACUGACACCAUGUCCUCCAUGUCAGGGUCCUACCUGGCCGGGGCCGAAGGCGAGCCCGGGGGGGAGGAAGGGGGAGACGACGUGGAGGGCGAGGAGAACCAGGACGCCCCCAUGGAGAGCCGAGGACCGUCGCAGCAGGACGGGGAAUUUUCCAGGGAGCCAAAGGAACAAAACUACUCAGUGGCUGUAGAGGAGCAGGACUCGGAGGGAAACGAUGUGACAGAAGAGGACUGCUCCUCCCCGUCUAAUGGGAAAGGUGGGCGGAGCAGGUGUCCAGAGUUGGCCAAUAACAAUCAGGGCGUCGCCCUCUGUGACACGCCCUCUUUGGGGUUGGAUAAUGAGCAGGCUCCCGACAGCCGAUUCGCCGGUCUGAUGUACCUCGGGGGCUACAGGCCUGUUUUGGAGCCCCUCCCCCACCACACCUCCACCAGCAAUAUCAACCUGGAGGAGCUGGGGGCAGACAACAGGGACAGCCAGAGUCCCAAACAUCCCCGCUGCGGACCACUCAUUGUGUAACACGCUCACACAAACACAUACACACUGACUUAACCUUACCCGUCCAGAGUCAGCUCUUCUUACCCUGCCAUAGUGCUGCAUCACUGGAUACUGUCCUCGCUGAACAGGGAAAACCCAUCCACACCUUUCUGAACAUCUCCUGGAUCGAUUGUUCUCGCUGGCGCUGAAACUCUUCUUGAGUGGAAAGAGGAGGGAAGAGGAACAAUCACCUCUCCAUCGCCUGUAUACUUUUAUCUCACAGAAGUUUCCGUCAUUUUUUUUUUUUUUUUUUUGUCUGUGACCUAACGUGUUGUGGGAGUGAUUAGCCUACUGCUACAUUAUUAUUUAUUACCUGUAGGUCUAACCAAUGAGAGCUGUGUAUUGUGACACUAUCUUUAGAAAUAUACAUGCUGCUCCCUUCCUUUCCUAUCCUCUCUUUUCCUUUCCUUCCCCCUCCUCUCCUCUCCUGCCCUCUCCUCUAUUACCAGCCAAACAGUCAGGGGUUACUGUGAUCGGCAAUCGGAUUUAUUACUAAUGUACUUCUUCUUCUCUGUUAUAAACUGUACGUAGAAUGAGUGGUCGGACACUAUAAGAGUCAGCUCACACCGGACUACCUUACCUUACCUUAGCGAACUAAAUUGUGCUGACUCCUCUCCUCGGAUCAGGGAGCUCCCGUCUCGACUUCGCAUGCAGCUUUCAAACUCCUGCUGAUUUUUUUUUUUCUUCUCAUUCCCGCCAUGAUUUUCAAACGUGGCAACCUCUGCUGAAUGUGAAUCUAGAAACGCUCGGACUUGUGAGGUGGCGUAUGAGCCAAGAAAUGUCAGCCUAAAUGAACAGAAAUGGGAAAAAAGAAAAAAAAAAGACACGUCACACAGAAUGUAAGAUGUGAAAGAAGGAGAAUGUACGUGACAUCUACAUCGUCACCUAAACUGGAAUUAAACACAAACUUUGAACCCUAAACUGGUUCUUUAAACACAGUCCCACCCAUGCCACCCUCUCCUUCUGCAGCUCCAUGUUAGCAUGUCAGUAUUUUCAUUGUUGCAACUGGAAAUCAACAAGUACCACCAAGCAAUAAAGAUGCCGCAGGUGCAUCUCCUCCUUCUCUCCUGCAGGAGGGCGCUCAUUCACGGUCCAAACAAUGACGAAACUGUCUUUGCACUGACCUGUUGUAUUCAAAUUCAGACAUUUCAGUGUGUGUUUCAAUGUUUUUUAUUUGAAUUUUGCCACUGUAAAGGGAUGUACUGUGAGAAAAACAGCGUACGGUGAAUUUGAAAACCUAAAUGUGAGAUUAAGGCCACACUGUCGUUUGCUGGCAUUUUGUUCAUCCUCAUACUCCCCGUAAUUAUCACCCCGACGAGCCCUUUUUCUCCACAUUUGUGAAGCUUUUAGUUGUUUCGGUUUUGUAUAACUUUAAUGUAUCGCUCACCUGUUGUUGAUGUUCUCUGUUUCUGUGUUUUUAAUUUGUUGCAAAACACUGUGUUGUUUAUUCGAAUGUGGAUGAAAAUAUGUGAAAAAUUUGUAAACGUUUACACACACGUGUGCUCACGUAACGAAUAACUGAAAAGGGACGAUAUCAACAUUUAAUGCACUAUUAGCUGUUUCCUAGACGACAAACGUUGCGGUGCAUGAGGCGAUAGUAGAGUAAGCAUGUUAGUCUAGGUCGGCCUGCACCCUCCUGUAGAAUACUUGAUGAUGGAUCACUGCACACACAUUAAUCCGUACCAUAUCCUUCUGUAGUGUUGUAUAAUCAGUUGCUGGCUCCUUAUUCCCUUGGCCGAACUGUUGAGGUCAAGACUACUGCACUACUAUAUCCAAGCUGCAAACAGUCAUGUGAUUACAGUCCGAAUGUGUAGAUGAAGCCGUUCUCUGGCACCAGUUGCAGUAUGUUAUCAAAGGAAUGGGUCCCGAAUCCGCAAGACCCCACUUUUAUAGAACUAUGAGUGAAAAUGUCAAAGAAAAUAUCAAACGGACAAUAAAGUUUUUGCAACUAAA